Messenger RNA from Theobroma cacao (cacao), 1499 nucleotides. Its product is annotated as oxoglutarate-dependent flavonoid 7-O-demethylase 1-like. The record is from RefSeq and is a predicted model, not a curated record. NCBI's taxonomy places the organism in Eukaryota, Viridiplantae, Streptophyta, Magnoliopsida, Malvales, Malvaceae.
UCCAAUUAGGCUAUGUGUAGAGGCACUUUCAGCAUUUAGCAAUAUGGCAUUAUCAAACCCAAAAGAUUUUAGCAGCUCUCCUUUAAUGGUUAGUGUUCAAGAGCUCGUCAAAGGGCCAAUAAUCACUAUCCCACAACAAUAUGUUCGUUUAGUUCAAGAACCCCUUUCCCUCUCUUUCACUGCUCCUUCGCCACCAAUCCCAACCAUUGACAUGGCUCGUUUGGUUUCUGGAGAUGAUGACAAUGACCUUGAACUCGAGAAAUUGCACUCAACUUGCAAAGACUGGGGUAUCUUCCAGUUGGUGAACCAUGGAGUUAGCUCUUCACUGUUGGACAAACUGAAACAUGAGGUGGAAGAAUUUUAUAGGCUUCCCUUGGAAGAAAAAAUGAAAUACAAGAUCAGGGCAGGAGAUUGGGAAGGGUAUGGAUGCAGGAGCAGAGAAGGGGGAAAACUGGACUGGGUUGACAGUUUGAAUAUAAUUACUAACCCUGUCCAUAGACGCAGGCCUCAUCUCUUCCCAGAGCUCCCUUCAUCCCUAAGAAACACCUUGGAGUCUUACUUAUCGGAACUCCAAAAGAUUGCCGCAAAACUUCUUGGUUCAAUGGCAAAAGCUUUGGGAAUUGAUGUAGAGGAGAUGAUGGAGUUUUUUGAUGAUGGGAUACAAGCAGUUAGAUUGGCAUAUUAUCCACCCUGUCCAAAACCAGAGCUGGUGAUGGGCCUUUUUCCUCACUCAGAUAUAACCCUUAUCAACAUCUUGCACCAAGUUAAUGGAGUGGAUGGCCUUCAGAUUAAGAAAGAUGGACUUUGGUUUCCUCUCAGCAUCAACCCUGAUGCCUUUAUAGUGAAUGUAGGAGACAUUUUGCAGAUAUUUAGCAACGGGGUUUAUCACAGCAUUGAGCACAAGGUUUCUACGAAUGCAGAGAAGGAAAGAAUCUCCAUUACCUUCUCCAUCAAUCCCAAAAAUGGGGCUGACGUUGGGCCUGCACCUAGUCUGAUAAAUCCAGAUAACCCUCCAUUAUUUAGAAAGGUGGGGGUGGAGCAAUACUUCAAAGAUUACUCUUCUCGUAAGCCCAGUGGAAAAGCAUAUCUGGACCAUAUGAGGAUUCAAAAUGGACAAGACAACUCAGCUUGAUAUUCAAAACUCCUUGCUUACGUACAUAUGUUUACAUGCUGAUACGGUUGUGGUUUGGUAAUAAGAUUUGGCAUUGCAAUUGGAGCUGCAUCUGAUGACAAUUGCAAAACCAAACAUCAUAGAAAUAGCAAUAAAAAAAUCUCAAUUGCGGUGAGUUUGUUCUCAAUCGCAAUUGCAGCUUUGUGUAGUGUGGAUAUAAAUGUAGCUUGUUUGUAUCUAAGAUGAGAGCUUAGCUGCCUAUGUAAGGUUUCUACCAGAAAAAUAAGUUGGGUCUCGAUUAUUAAUGGCUUGUUUGAUCAUGUCUUGCACUGUACUUUGUAUUAAACUUUUUUGAAAUCAAUCGAAAGAGUGAGUUUUAGUCUUAAAA